AUGGACUUUGGCCAGGAUAUGAUCUGCUCUAUUUGUGGACCUACCCCGGAUGCAACUAUAUGGGAUGGUGUUACUGUUGCGUACAGUCGGAGAAAUUUGCUUCCGUCUUUGACUCCUCCAACAAUACAAGGGGAAAGAUCAAUUCAGCGGUCAAAUGUAUGUCCAGUAAAACAUAUACAGCUUAUCCCAAAUCGAAAUCUUCGACUCCUACUACGCUUUGUUAUAAAGGGACCUCAACUCAGCACUUUAUCAAACCAGGUUUUCUCCGAAGGAACUGUGGAAUAUGAUCGGAACAAAAAACUUGUCGAGAGGAUAACAAAAAUUCCGGAUCUUGUUGAGAAGUUGUCAGAAAUCAACAUUAGUCUUGGACGGCUGUUUAACACACAUUUUGGACUGGCGGUUGUUCUUCAGCGUGACCCUUUGGAUAUUUACAUAAAGUUUUUCACUCAGAUUUCUUCGGACGAAAAUGCACUGCAAAUGAUAACGCACGGUUCACUAAUGGAUCUUAGGCGUUUUAUUAGGAAUCCACUUGAUUCCAAAGCAUCGGCAUUACGAUUCAUCCCCAGUCUGUACCAAGUGGUUAAGCACGAAAUCAAAACUGGAAAGUUGAGUGCUGAUGUACUUGGUGUCUGUGAAUGGCUUUAUCUACGAUCCAAGGUAGUGUUUGAUUUGUUGAGGGUCCAUGAAAUGUCCCAAGCACCGCCUUUGGACAAAUAUAUACCACAGGAUGAGUGGUUAAAGACUGGAUGCUGCUAUGCAAUGCCAGCCAUUCGCGAUCGCUCUUAUUACCCAAAUUUACCCUAUGAAAACGGACUGGAUCUUGGGGGAGCUGACAUUGAUGAAGAUGUUUGCCACAAAUACUAUUCGACAUAUUCCAAAAAGCGAUUGACCGGUGGCAUCAUGUGUGUCUGGUGCACACACAGUGUAUGCUACGGUUUUCAUUGCAUCCGUGCAGCCGAAGGACGAAACGACGUAUUUUCGGCAAUUUAUACCCGAUGGAGGAAGGCUCCAAAAGUCGUCGUUUAUGAUUUUGCAUGUGCACUGCAGCCCUACUGCAUGUCCCGUGAACCCGAUUUUUUCAAGGAUACUUUAUUUGCUAUUGACAUCUUCCACUCAAGCGAGCAUAAAUGUGGAGAGGCAUGUUUUCUGUCCACAUACUGCGCUGACAAUCCAGAGUUGCUAAAACUCAACUCGAGUGCUGCAGAAUGUGGGAAUAGUGGGAUUGCCAAAAUUCGGAAAGCUGUUAGCUACAUGACACAGGAAAGGGCGGUGAUGUAUAUGCGAGUUUUCUUCUCUAUAUGGAACAGGCAACAGAUUCAGAAGAUGGAAGGUAGACAGUGA
Molecule: messenger RNA, 1341 nt
Organism: Psilocybe cubensis
Lineage: Eukaryota; Fungi; Basidiomycota; Agaricomycetes; Agaricales; Agrocybaceae
Exons: 3
Coding region: 1-1341 (446 amino acids)
Source: RefSeq, a predicted model, not a curated record